AAGAAAUGGAACAACGUAUGUACGUGAUUGCUACCGGAGAGAUAUCAAUAAAGUGAAACAAACUCCAACAGGAUCGGGUGCUACAAAAGUGAAGAAAUAUGUUUACACCGAUCUUCUAACAUUUCUAGCUCCCGUUAUGCAGAGUCGAUGUCACGAGGGGAAUUACGACGACGCAGGCGAAGGAACUUCAAAAACUGGAACUAGAGAAGAAGAAGAUAGUCAAAACUCAAUUGUGGGAGACUAUAUCACGGAAGAAAAACCUACUAAUGCGAAAAAGAAAAAGGUUGCCGAGAAAGAUGUGCCAACGCAAAUACUAGCUAUAAUGAAACAGAGAAAAGAACAACCCAUACAUGAUGACGACGAUACAAAGUUUUUGUUAAGUUUCCGAAGUGACAUGGAAGCAAUGAACAGAACUCAGAAAUUGGAUUUCAAAAUUGGCAUGUUACAGCUACUAAAACAAAUUAGCGAACCGCCACGAAAUGUUCAUUCCUCGCUUUCGUCGCAUAACUUCAGUUCACAAAGCCCUCAGAUGGUAUGCUCUCCAAGUCUUCCGAGUCCUCUACACAUGAAUCGAUAUAAUAUUGGCCGUAACACAGAAUGUGCCACAUAUACAGUACUGAUGCCACCGAAUCCAGAACAUAGUACCGUUGGGUCUGCAUCUUUGCAUCAACCACGAUCACAACAGCAACCACCACCACGAUCUUGA
Messenger RNA from Onthophagus taurus, 706 nucleotides. The record is from RefSeq and is a predicted model, not a curated record. NCBI's taxonomy places the organism in Eukaryota, Metazoa, Arthropoda, Insecta, Coleoptera, Scarabaeidae.